AUGAACCUGCUGUGCCGCGGCCGCCUGAAGCUGCUGGUGGCGUCGCUCACGGCCGUGGUCCUGCUCACCUGGCUCUACCUGCUGGCCGGAAACCUGGAGAGUGAGUACAAGACCCGAGAGCUCACGGCCGCUCCCUCCUCCUCGCUCCGUGCCUCGCCGACACCCCGGCGUCCCAGGUCCUGGAGCGGGCCGUGCUGGAGUCGCGGGUUCGAGAGGUGGAGGAAGAGAACCGGCGGAUCCGGCUGCAGCUCAGCCAAUACGCAAGGCGCCGCCGGCCACCGCCACGGUAACUAUGGCAACCAGCAGUGGGGGGCCUCGGCGGACACGGGGCCCGACGGGGACAACACGGCCGAGGAGAAGAACAACCACACGGAGUGUCCUCGAUCGCCCACCGUCCAGAAGUGUGAGCUGAUCCAUGUAGCGUGCGUUUGUGCCGGUCACAACGCCAGCAGAGACGUCGUCACGCUGGUCAAGUCCGUCCUCUUUCACAGGAGGAAUCCUCUCCACUUUCACUUUAUCACCGACACCGUAGCCCAUCGGAUCCUGAGCGCCCUGUUUCAGUCCUGGAUGGUCCCGUCUGUGCAAGUCAGCUUCUACGAUGCAGAUGAACUCAAGUCCGAGGUGUCGUGGAUACCAAACAAACACUACUCAGGUAUUUACGGCUUGAUGAAGCUGACGCUAACCAAAGCUUUGCCCGCCGACCUGUCCAAGGUCAUCGUCCUGGACACGGACAUCACCUUCGCCACCGACAUCGCCGAGCUCUGGGGCAUCUUCAGGAAGUUCACCGAUAAACAGGUGAUCGGCCUGGUGGAGAACCAGAGCGACUGGUACCUGGGGAACCUGUGGAAGAACCACAAACCCUGGCCCGCACUGGGACGCGGCUUCAACACAGGCGUCAUCCUUCUCUACUUGGAGCGACUGCGGCGGAUCGGAUGGGAGCAGAUGUGGCGUCUGACGGCCGAGAGGGAGCUGAUGAGCAUGCUCAGUACAUCGCUGGCUGAUCAGGACAUCUUCAACGCCUUCAUAAAGCAGAACCCCGUCCUGGUGCACCAGCUGCCCUGCUUCUGGAACGUCCAGCUGUCCGAUCACACUCGCUCCGAGCAGUGCUACACCGAGGUGUCCGACCUCAAGGUGAUCCACUGGAACUCUCCGAAGAAGCUCCGAGUGAAGAACAAACACGUGGAGUUCUUCAGGAACCUCUACCUGACCUUCCUGGAGUACGACGGGAACCUGCUGAGACGAGAGCUGUUCGGCUGCCCGAGUCAGGCCAGUCCAGAGAGCGUCCAGCUGCAGGCGGCUCUGGAGGAGCUCGACGAGGACGACCAGUGUUACGACUUCCGUCGGGAGCGGCUCACCGUUCACAGAGUUCACCUCUACUUCCUGCAGUACGAGUACACGCCGGCCGAGGACGACACCGACAUCACGCUGGUGGCCCAGCUCUCCAUGGACAGGCUGCAGAUGCUGGAGGCCAUCUGUAAGCACUGGGAGGGCCCCAUCAGCCUGGCGCUCUACAUGUCCGACGCCGAGGCUCAGCAGUUCCUCCGCUACGCUCAGGCCUCCGAGGUCCUCAAGAACCGCAAGAACGUGGGCUACCACAUCGUCUACAAGGAGGGCCAGUUCUACCCCGUCAACCUGGUGAGGAACGUGGCCCUGAAGAACGCCAACACGCCGUACGUGUUCCUGACGGACGUGGACUUCCUGCCGAUGUACGGUCUCUACGAUUACCUCAGGAGGACUGUGGUGCAGCUGGACAUGGCUCACACUAAGAAGGCUCUGGUGGUUCCAGCGUUCGAGACGCUUCGUUACCGUCUGUCCUUCCCUAAAUCCAAAGCUGAGCUGCUCUCCAUGCUGGACAUGGGGACUCUCUACACCUUCAGGUAUCAUGUGUGGCCUAAAGGUCACGCUCCUACCGACUAUGCCAAAUGGCGGACAGCCACCACACCUUAUAAGGUGGAGUGGGAGCCGGACUUCGAGCCGUACGUGGUGGUGAGGCGGGACUGUCCCGAGUACGACCAGCGCUUCGUGGGCUUCGGCUGGAACAAGGUGUCGCACGUCCUGGAGCUGGAUGCACAGGAGUUCGACCUGAUGGUCCUCCCCAACGCCUUCAUGAUCCACAUGCCCCACGCCCCCAGUUUCGACAUCUCCAAGUUCCGCUCCAGCUCCAGUUACCGCAACUGCCUGAACACCCUGAAGGACGAGUUCCACCAGGACCUGUCCAGGAAGUACGGCUCGGCGGCCCUCAAGUACCUCACGGCCCAGAGGACCAUCUGAGGACCAGAGGCUGCUGAGAGCUGGAGAGUCCGUCAGGCCUUACGAGAGCUUCGGACACGAACUGACACGGCACGGCGCCGCGGCACACGGCGCCAACAAUGACGGUAAAGCUUUACACGCCCUUUUGGAACAUUCUCUGGGGCUCCUGUGCAUUAAUUCUCCAGUCGACUCCACCUCGAGGUGACCGAGAGGACGAGACGGAAAGAGCGGCGGUGGAUUUCCUGAACGCAGGAUUGGACUAAUGUGGACGCUGACGGGACUAGCUUUAAGGCCGGGAAACAACAACCAUAUUCUUACAAACUUGUUCUGACAAUCAGGGCUUUUUCUUCCAGAAGACGUGCGAUGAAACGGUCCGUCCACGUGGACGUGAGGACCCAGAUCUAAAGAAGUGAAGACUACAUUUGAACGUUGUGUGUGUGAGGCCAGUCGAACUGGAGAAAGAUUUCAGCCUUAUCAUCACGUUUCAUGGUAUUUACUGAGAUAUUUAAUAUUUUAUUUCUUCUUUUUUUCUGUGUAAAUCAGAACCAAUGAAUAAGGAACGUUGGCAUUUACAAUGUUUUGAUUACGACUUUACACGAGAAUCAGUUUAUUUUUUUUGCUUUCUAUAUUUUCUGACCUCUUUGAAAGAAAAAAAAUCCAUUUCGACCUGGGCGAAUAAUUUCUGAUUUCCUGUGAGCUUCAGGGAUGUGCUCUCUCU
Anoplopoma fimbria (sablefish) is the source of this 2968-nucleotide messenger RNA. RefSeq names its product LARGE xylosyl- and glucuronyltransferase 2 (gene large2). Gene Ontology annotation, molecular function: xylosyltransferase activity; glucuronosyltransferase activity. Lineage: Eukaryota; Metazoa; Chordata; Actinopteri; Perciformes; Anoplopomatidae. Gene Ontology annotation, biological process: protein O-linked glycosylation via mannose. The record is from RefSeq and is a predicted model, not a curated record.